UUUGGCCAGUUCAUCAUGGGUUCCGCUAUACGAAGAACGUUUACUCUUCUAGCAAUCGUGUUGGUGUUUGGUGAAAGUUAUCAACGCGAGAUAGAGGAUGUGAACCUCCAGGGAUUGACCGGAUCGAAUGAUGCCGAGCUGGUGCGGCAAUCGAACGAUUUCGCGAUCCACUUGUACAAGCAAGUGAGUGCUGAAACGAGGGAUGGAAAUGUGGUAAUUUCUCCUCUAUCGAUCAGCGCCUGUUUAUCGCUAGCUGCAAUGGGAGCUGGAGGAUUAACGGCUGAAGAAAUGUUUGGUGGAUUGCGUUAUGGAAAGGCCGAUCAAAAACAGCGAGUGGCCGAUUGGUACGGACGACUCAUGAGGCAGUUGGCAAGUGAUUCAUCUAUCGCCGUAGCCAACACUCUGUACGUGAAAGAAGGAUACACCGUGAAGCGAUCCUUCAAUGACGUGGCUACUAACAGCUUCCAAUCGGAGGUCCAUGAGCUCAAUUUUGCGCAGAACGAAGCCGCUGCAAAAACGAUCAACGAUUGGGUGGAAAGGAAGACGAACAACAAAAUCAAGGACCUCAUCUUACCUAAUAUGCUUGACGAUCAGACCUUUUUGAUGCUUGUAAAUGCGGUCCAUUUUAAGGGUUAUUGGAUAAAUCCGUUCGAGGCACCCACCCCGAUGCAAUUUUGGCUUAGUGAAACUGAGUCACACGACGUCCCUAUCAUGUACGUUGAAGAUAAAUUUGCGUAUGAAAAUUUCAGCGACAAAGGGUUCUCCGCUUUGGAGCUAAGCUACGAUGGCAGCGACACGACGAUGUUGGUGCUGUUACCCAACGAACGCAAUGGAUUAGCAGCAUUGGAAGAGACACUUUCGAGUUUGAAUCUAGUCGAGCUACGUAACCAAUUGAUGAAAACGAAAGUUGCACUAUAUCUUCCUAAAUUCAAAAUAGAUUUCAGUCUCGAUCUUAAAAAGGUUCUAUCGACACUUGGUAUGGGGCGAAUGUUCAGUAAUGCAGCUGAAUUUCCUGAUUUGUUGGAGUCAAACGAAUCGUUAAAGAUUACGACGGCCGUACAUAAAGCAUUCAUCGAAGUGAAUGAAGAAGGUACCGAAGCAGCAGCAGCUGCAGCAAUGGAGGGAAUAGAAGCAUCGUGCAUUUACCCAAGUCUGUUCUUGGCAGAUCAUCCAUUUAUAUAUGCUCUGUUGUCAGGGGACGGAGCUAUCUAUUUCAUAGGAAAAGUGACUAACCCAGCAUAAAGCUUCAAUUCGCUGCGUUGAAGGAAUGAUCAGGAAUAUGCCAAUGAUCGUCCUUCGUUGGCUUCUUCUCACUUACUAGCGCUACAACCAACGAGUGGUUUCGUGAUCGAACGCUGUCAUCGUCCACGUCAGCUUUCCAGUUGUUAAAGCGCCGAGAAAUGCUCGUUCGUUCAGAUUAUGAUGAAGAGAAUACAAUCAAACAAUCCACCAAAUAGAAGAUAACUCUGAUAAGCUGUAAAAUAUAUUAUAAAUUUUUGUUUUGUUAUUGAUUCGGUGAUCUUUUGUAUAAAUCUUUGUCAAUUAUGUUAAAGCUUGCUGUUAGACAUGCAAAUAAAGAUGAAAUUAUGAAACUUUGUGAA
Anopheles aquasalis is the source of this 1601-nucleotide messenger RNA. RefSeq names its product antichymotrypsin-2-like. The record is from RefSeq and is a predicted model, not a curated record. NCBI's taxonomy places the organism in Eukaryota, Metazoa, Arthropoda, Insecta, Diptera, Culicidae. Gene Ontology annotation, molecular function: serine-type endopeptidase inhibitor activity.